Molecule: messenger RNA, 1368 nt
Organism: Penicillium chermesinum
Lineage: Eukaryota; Fungi; Ascomycota; Eurotiomycetes; Eurotiales; Aspergillaceae
Product: putative mitochondrial carrier protein
Exons: 5
Coding region: 1-1368 (455 amino acids)
Cellular component (GO): mitochondrial inner membrane
Molecular function (GO): S-adenosyl-L-methionine transmembrane transporter activity
Source: RefSeq, a predicted model, not a curated record
AUGUACAAUACUAAUACCGACAUAUGGGCUGCAGGUGCAUUCGCCGCCGUUGUCGUCGACUUCAUCGUCUACCCGGUCGACACCCUCAAGACACGCAUCCAAUCUGCAAACUACGAGAAGCAAUUCAAAGAUGCACAAACCGGCGCGCUUAAACGGAAUGUAUUAUUCAAAGGCUUAUACCAAGGCGUGUGGAGUGUCGUCUUUUCAACCAUCCCAUCCUCCGGCGCCUUCUUCACAACCUAUGAGGCCGUCAAAUCCGCUCUACAUAAGACAUCCACCGGGGCUAACUCAUCACACCCAACCGCGCAAUCUAAGAGACUGCCACUCCACUCACUCCCCACCCCAAUCAUGCACGCCAUCGCCUCUUCCUCCGCGGAAGCAGUCUCCUGCCUAAUCCUAACACCAGCAGAAGUCAUCAAGCAAAAUGCGCAGAUGAUCCCAUCAGAUAAUACGCCUAAGCUCAACAUGCCAAGAAAAACACCCAUCGUGCAAGUUCUAUCUCAGUUCAAGUCCCAGCCCUGGAGGCUCUGGAGCGGCUACUCCGCUCUUCUCGGCCGUAACCUCCCCACUACAGGGAUCCAGUUCCCGCUCUUUGAGUACGUGCGUGCGCGCAUGGUAGAGUGGCGGAGACGGCGCAGAGAGGAACGGGGCAUUCGAUGGACGGGGCAGCGGGAGGUGCUGGUUGAACGGGCUGGGUUGACGGGGCUCUCGGCGGGGAUGGCGGGGGCUGUUGCUGCGUCGGUGACAACUCCGAUUGAUGUGGUGAAGACGCGGAUGAUGCUCUCUGCGAGUGGGUCUACUGGAGGUAAGGGUGGCGAGAUGAGGAGAGGAGGCACGGGGAAGGGGCGUUUGCGGUUGGAAGGGAUAUUUUCCGUGCGGAAGGGCCUUGGGGUCUUCGACAUCUGCGGGUGGCUCAGCACGGGAGCGACGGCGUUUCGCUCUGGCAGCAGCUUCUUCUUCUUCUCGCAGACGACGGCGUUCCCUUCGUUCAGCUGCCUUAGCUUCGGCAGCGGCUUCGGCCUCACGGGCUGCUUGUUCUUCUUUCAGGCGACGCUCUUCGCGGGCAGCGCGACGGACGCGUCGUCUCUCUUCUUCCUCAUCUUUGAGCUUUUGUUGUUGAUCUUUGAUCUUCUGUUCACGGGCCCUCUCUUUCUCUUUGCGCCUGGCGCGGCGCUCUUCUGCUUCGCCUCGUCGGGCAGCUCGUCGGAUCUCAGCAUCCUCGGCCUCGGUUUCACCCGCCCCGGCACCAGCAGCGUCAGUUGUGAAUCCUUCACCGUCAGUGUCGGGUUUGACGGAGCGCCGACGGCGUUCACGAUCAUCACGUCGGAUUUUGCGGUCUUCGCGCUCUGUCUCAGUCAUUCUUCUUGA